UGUGAUAAUAGUGGGUAAGUAGCAUCUCUAAUGCAUCGCCAACGCCGGCUAUAUAAGUGGUAAUAGUGCAGGCUGCAGUAACAGUCAGGUUGAGACAUUGGAAGCACUUGGGUAUCACUCGCGUUUUGUAUUUCAGUUCAGACCACAAAGAUGGUGAAAAUGGGAUUACUUCCAGCAGUGCUUCUCGUCGCUCUAUUUGCCAUCAUCAGCACAUCACAGGCCAGUCCUGGCAGCCGUCCUCAAGAUUGCGCUAACCAAAUGUGCACAAUGGAAUAUGUCCCCAUUUGUGGCAGUGAUGGGAAUACAUACGGCAACAGGUGCGAAUAUAGGUAUGCAAAGAGAUGCAAAAAUCGCAAGCUGUCGAUUAAGUGCCACGGAGAAUGCAGUAACUGUAUGAGUGGGUGAUUAACGGAUGGUCUUGAUUAACAACGGAAGAGACAGUUUCAUAGGUAAAACAUAAAGCCAACUUUAUCAUUGAUGUAAUCCUUCAAGUAUGCCACUGUGGACUUGCUGGAGAAUUCUUCCAUGAAAUAUCUAUGCACUACUGCACCUUUCAUUGACUUUAUUAUCACUAAAGCAUUGCAUCAUUUAUGAACAAAAUUGUAAUAAAAUCUGCAUUUAAAAUUCAA
Macrobrachium nipponense is the source of this 629-nucleotide messenger RNA. RefSeq names its product ovomucoid-like. Gene Ontology annotation, molecular function: protein binding. NCBI's taxonomy places the organism in Eukaryota, Metazoa, Arthropoda, Malacostraca, Decapoda, Palaemonidae. The record is from RefSeq and is a predicted model, not a curated record. Bases 151 to 405 code for a protein of 84 amino acids. The transcript has 4 exons.